CAGCUGGCGUUGUUGACGGAAGUGCAUUACUUUACUGUUAUGAUAUCAAUCAUCUGAUUCUGAUCAGUUGAUCGAUUCUAAAUACGUUUCAUCUAGUUUCUGAAAUAUGUUUGUAUUAUCCUUUUAAUUUAAAAUGUGGGUAAAGCCUCAAGAAGUGCUUUUAGCUAAUGCUCUUUGGUAAGUUGAAAGCAAUAUAAUGUAUAUUAAUUCUUAGAUUUAUCACAUCAUAUGACAAGUUUAUCCCGCAUCAAUUUUUCACUUCGCUUAUUUAUUAUUAAUGUGUCGGGUAGUCAUUAUUGAUUAUAUUGGCUUAGUGUAUGAAAAAUCUAAUUUUACUUUUUAUAAUUUGUUGGUCCAACUGUACAAAAUAUUAGUUUUCUUUAAAAUUAAUAGUUUUAGUUGAACAAACAGUUAUUCACUUAGUAAAGUAGUUGGAUUGUGUAGCCUAACUAAACUAGGACUUGACUAGGGAUAUAAAAUUCAAUAUACAUGCAGUAUACGUAUUCUAUACAGUCCAGUAGAUUGAGAUGAUUGUCAGUUACAUUUGUUAGUUGAGUAAAGUUACAAUUACCCAGUCACUUAGUUAAGGCAACUCCUACUACUACCCCUAGUAGUCUUCUUAGUAAUAUAUAGGCUAACUCUUAGUCUUAGCUCUUCCUACUAGUACUUAGUAACUUUGUAGUAGCUCUCCCCAAAUGUUGGUCCGCAGACCGGCACUGGUCCAUGAGCUUUAUCUUAAGUUGUCGGUCAAAAAAAUAGAAGAAAAUAUAAUUUUUAAAUAAUUAAUAUAUCUGGCACUGGCCCCUAGUGCAAUUUUUAAAAUUGUCCACAGUUCCGCAAAACUUAAAAGUUUGGGAAACGCUGGGUUGGACUUCCUUCAGUUAUUAAAUACUAGCAUUGGACCUAGGCAGGCUAAGAAGGAGACAGCAUAGUACUUAACUCUAACAUUAUUUAGUAUCAUGACCCGUGUUAUGGCUAACCAUAAAUUUAUAAUUAAUGAUACUACAUACCACUUUAAAAAACUUAAUCUAGUCUUGUGACUUUUCUAUCAAAUCUAUGUAUAGCCAGGAUUACAUUAUGUGACAACAGACCAUAUACUUUUGUCAAGGACAGUCUUACUUACAAUAUCAGCCUAUUGAGAUUGAUUAUGACUUUAGUUAUACACUCAAGAAUCUACAGUCACAAUAAGAGAAAAUGAAUCAUAAUUCAGAUUAAACAACCAAGUGAUGCUUUUUUAAAGGCCAGUCUUGUUUACAAAAUCAGUCUGUUGACAUUUAUUAUGAUUUUAAUUAUAGACUUCCUUUUUAGGUAGAUGUGCUCACACAAAUUGUUUUCAUAUAAUAUUAUAGUAAUAAAGACCUAAUUGUUGUUUUUUUUUUGGUGUUUUUUUCACUUUAGCCUUUAAGGACUACAAGUUUUGCUAGAUCCUAUGCUUAUUAAAUUUUAAAUAAUUAAAAAGCAUAAAAGGCCUACAUAUUUUUACAAUUUAUGUGAAAAUCUCUGAUUAUUUUGUAUUGAGACAAGUUAUUGAUUGAAUAUUAUUUUUAAGAUAUAGUCAUGUAGGCCUCUACAAAUAGCUUUGUUUAACAAAGGCAUCAAAAUUAUUCUCUAUUUUGUUUGUUAUUGCUUUAAUUGAGUUUUUUGUAUAGAAUACUGCAGAUUAUUACUGUCUUCAACUGACAUUUUUUAAAAAUAUAUUUUAAUUUAUUCAAUAUUUAUUAUUUUUAAAGACCAUUCUCUCUCCCACCCCCACCCCAAACAACAUUUAUUUCAUUUUUUAAAUCAUUAAAGCCUGAUUAUUUUCUGUAUGAAUCAUCAGCUAGAAUUGUUUAUCUAAAUGAGUUGUUCACACAAAUAUAUGGCACUUAUUAACCUCAUAAAUAAGUAACCUGUUAGCUGAAGAGAUUAGGUAAUUUAUAGCAAUGACCACAUGUGUGGUGCAAAAAAUAAUCAAUACAUCUAUCAGCAACGUGACCUACAUUAGACAAAGACAGCAGCUGUCUACUGCAAACAAAUUAUUGCUUUCAGUGAUCCCAAAACAUUCAGUCUGUUUGGUUUUACUUGAUGAGGUUGAUUCAUAAAAUUAUAAAUGAUAAGAGUCCCACUCCCAAGAUUUUAUAAUGUCAAAGAAAUCAAUAGUUUUAAGAAACAGAUGUUCACAAACUUUAUUUGAAUAUAUCUGCCUGUGCUUCCUUUACUCUUUGCUUUCGGUGAUAUUAAAGCCUCUUACUUUUUUCACGUGUGGGAUUAAAACUGCUGUUUAAAUUUUCAUAAGACAUUUAGCCCUAUGUAUAACAAUCAGGAAAAGCAGUGCUCAGGGCAAAGCCUGAAACGGCAGCUACUCAAUGUAUAGCAAAAAGUGCCAGUAAAAAGAUGAUUUUUGGGACCCUUGUCUUUGUGAAGUACAUAGGAUUUUAUCAUUUAAUUCACUAUUAUGGUCCUAUCUAAAAUCAUUUUGGCGCACAUGAUGAGUGGCCCCUUGGCAUGGCCCUGAUCACUGCAAAGUAUGGAAAGUUCUUAUGUUUCUUUCAACCAAGCUUUUCUUUUUUACUUGAUGGAACUUUCUUAAAGCCUGCUAAAAACUGCUAUGAAACAGCAGUAGGGACCCAAUGUCAUGAAUGGCAUAACAUUGUUCAAACAUUGGCAUGUGUUCAUUGACAUUUAUAUACUCAUAAAUAAAUGGCAAGGAACAUGUGCACAUUGCUUACUGAUGAUAACAAGUGGUGUUGCAUGUAACAAGGGCGAUAGUAAUUUUGAUUUGGGUUUCAAUCAAGAUUUCUUCUAUUUAUGUUCCAAAGGGCAAAAAGUUUUUAAGCAGGGGCGGCUCAAGGUGGGUACAAUGCGUAAUCAUCAUACAGGCGGCAAAAUUUGUUAAAAUCAAAAAUAAAAAUUUUCUGAACUCUUCCCAUAAUUUUCCAGAGGGCAACAGUUGCCUAUUUUCGCCCAACCUAAAAAUGUCUAGCGCCGGCUCUGCUUUUAAGGCUAGAAUUCAGUAUUUGAAAUCUUGCCUCACUGAUUUUUUUAACAAUAAAACUUUGAUAAAUGAAAGAAAUUAUUAUUUUUGUUGAACAAGUCAUUUAAUAUGCUUAUAUUUUUUCCCAGGGCUACCCAGCAAGCUAACCCAUUCUUUGUUCUACAGCAUAGAAAAGGAUAUGGAGGUGGGGGCCUCACUGGGUUGCUGGUAGGAACUCUGGAUACAGUUCUUGAUAACAAGGUUUGAAAUUUUCAUACAUAAUUAUUCUCUUGGCGUAAUUUUAUCAAGUAUUGUUUGACAUACCCUAGAUAAUGAUUAUAAAGCCCUUUUCUUUUAUAAGCUGACUCACCUAAUUUUGGAAGGAAAAAAGCUGAAAAGUGUAAACCUGCUCAUAAGCAGACCCCUUAAAAUAAUAUACCAGCAUGAGCAAUUUGUUACCAAAGAAUAUCUAGGAUGAGAUAAGAAGGCCAACGUUAUGAUCAUCUUUUAUUAUAUACUGAUAAUCAUAGCAUAGUAACACUGUCUUUUUCUUGUGUCUUUGUUUAUUAAUAUUUAAAACUUCUGAUCUCAUAAUAAAUCUUCUUUUGCAUGGUAGACUAGGAAAUAAUUCAAUGUAGCUUAAAAGCAUUAUAAAAAAAACCCAUGACCCACUGACACCACCUAUUCACCUGAAAUAUUUACAUACAAAUUUAGCUGUCACAGAGUUCAUUAAAGAACCACAAUAUGCAGUACUUUUAAUCCCCCUAAAUUUGCGUUCUAUCUUAAUAAUAUUUCUUACAGUUUGAUAUUUCUAAUUAUAGUUAGUUUGAUGUUACAACUAGUUUUAAUUUUGUCAAGAAUUAUUAUAUGGACAUAAAUGUGAACUACAUUGAAAGUUCAAAACAAACAAACUGUCAUACAAAAGACUAAUGUCUUUAUGAAGUAUUGAUUUGACCCAUGUAGCCUUGCACAGUCAAUUUUUACUGUAUCGGGUUUUCCUGUUUUGGGGAUUAUAGCAGUCAGGAUGAAUAAAAUAGAGCUUAAUUAUUUAGAUAAUUUAUGGAAAAUCUCAUGUGAACCAAAAAUGUUUAGGAUGGAAGAGUGACCACAACCAUCACAGGGUCAGGGCUGUUGGUUAGGAUUUUAAAAUAUUUAUUAUUUGGUACAUCUGCAUAGCUAACAUGAUAAUUUGCAAACAGGAAACAUGGAACUGCAGGAUUGAGGAAAAUAGAUCGUUAGGCCAAAAAUUAUUUGUUUUAUCAUUGUAAGAUGACCAAAGUGAGCCCAAAGGGGAAACAGGAUCAGAGAAGUAGAGUGGAGUAGAGGGUUGAUGGCUGAAUUUGACAGUAGGGAUAAUGUGAUGGCAAAAUGAUUUGAACUCACUAAGUUAUCCAAUCAAUUAUAUUUUAGACAAGACCGUACAGAAUACUGCACCAAACAGAAGGCUCAGAACUAAGUUAUUGUAAGUUUUUCUUUCAUCUACAUUCUACUUAUGUAAUUCAUUAAAUUAUUUUGUUAGAAUUGCAGUUCACUGUCCUUUAUUUUUUUCAAAAGGUUUCUGCAAGAGAAAGUUUGGGUUUUUUUUUGUUUUUUUUUUAAAAUAUUGUCUGAGAAUAUUUUUCAUUACAUGUUCAAUUGUUCUUCAAUCUAUACUAAGGUUGUUCAGCAAUGAUUAAUAACUGCAGAACUUGGGGGUGGAAAAAAAGCGAACAAUUUGAAAAAAAAAUCAAAUUAUUAAACAUGUGCCUGUUAAUAAUAAGUCUUUUUUUAUUUCUCUGUUACAGCUAUAGCUGAGGCCAACAACAAGAGGGAGAUUCAGCAACACUGGCAAUGGCUUGAGACCAAUGUAAUAAAUACUUGUGGUGAGAGAUUUGACUAGCAACAAGUUAUCAUAGUGGUUUACAUGGGGGGGGGGGGGGCAGUUGAGGGAGAGAGGAAAGGGAUAUCUAAAGGGAGAUUUCUCUUUUAUUUUGUUUCUAUGUACUUGAGUUUUGAUGGACACCGUCAGGCUAGAAACUUCCUCUCUCAAGCAGUUUUCCCACAAUAACUAAAAAGCUUAAUGGAUCCAUAAAUAAUUGUUGUGGGCUCUGUGGCAUUUUUGUGUUUGCCCAGCACUAAUAUAAUAAUGUAAUAUGUCAUAUUCCUUUUACUGAAUUUAGUUUUUCCAUCAAACAAUUUUGACAGGAAAAAAGUACUAAGUACACUAAAGGUUGUUCCGUAUGUGCCACAAGGUACAAAUAUUUAGAGUAUAUGAUAAAAAGAACUGGAUUAAAUCAAGUGAUGUUACUAGAUAAAUAUGUAACAAGCCAACCCUCAAAAUGGCCUCUGACCACUACUGGCAGUCAAUGUAACUUAGUUACAUUAGUAACAAGUGACAUGGUGGUAAUUUUGGACAGGGGUUAAGCUAAGAGUGAGAGUGGAAAUGACAAUGUAACCUUUUCAUCCUGUCUCGGUGCCACGUUAUAACAGUGCAUAAGAACUCUGUUGAUUGCUAUCAAUUAUGUUAUGAUGAAAUCAUAAAACUGAGUCAUUCAUAUCACUACAAUAAAAGAAAAAAUCUUAUUACCAGUUGUGCAGCUUUUGUGUACAUCUGGAACUAAAGUAGAAGAAUGUUAAUGAAAUGUAAUUGUAGUGAUUGCUACCUCCCUACGCCUUUGCUGGUAUUUUUUCAGACAUCAGUGAGUUGUCUUAAUGAAUUUGAUGUUUCUUGUCUAAUGUAUACAGUAUUGUUAUAUUAUAGUAGCAUCAUUAAUAAUUCAAGUAAGCAAAUGGUAAAAGAGAGCCUACUUUGACUAAACUACAAGAUUAUGAGAAUUUCACAAAUAUCUAAACGUCUGCGUUGUUUAUCUUUCUAGCUGCUUUUGACAAUGAUGAUGAUGUCACCGAGUUCAUUAAGUGCAAAAUCGAGAGCUUGUUGGCAAAUGUGGAGCCCUCCAAAGAAGGUAAUGGAUUGGAUUCAUAUUAGCCGUGCUAAUAUGUUUAUGGUGCAAUCGAACUGACAGAAUUGUUUCUACACUUAAUGAAAUAAGGGAUGAAAGAGGUUAUUUUAACGUCUUUGUUCCUGUAUUUAUAAACGUAAAAACAAAAACAUUAACUCAAUUGUCCUCCCUUUUUUUUUUCAAAAGAUGAAGAGGUUGAAGACCUGAGGACGUCAACUAAAAAGUUCCGCAAGUAUUUCAACAUGCCGAAAGAGGAGAAACUUGUCAACCGUGAGUUAUAAUUUAUCUUGUCCUAGUAAAUAAUAAUUCCAUGUGUGCUAGUGAGUUAAAAUUCCUCUUGUGUUAGUGAGUUAAAAUUCCUAUUGUCCUUGUGAGUUAAAAUUCCUCUUGUCCUAGUGAGUUAAAAUUUCUCUUUUGUUAGUGAUUUAAAAUUUCUAUGUGUUAGUGAGUUAAAAUUUCUCUAGUCUUAGUAUGUUAAAAUUCCUCCUCUGCUUGUGAGUUUAAAAAAAUUCUUGUGCUAAGUUUUGCCUUCUUUUAUUCUAAUGAUAAUUAAUAUUAUCCUAAUAAUAAUUCCUUGCAUCUUUUUCCAAAUAAUCUACUUAGGUUUAUUUCAUAAUAACAGUUAUUAGAUUCUGACAAGAAUUUCACUGACAUGGCCAUAUGGCAACUAUUAAUAAAUGUUAAUAAUUUCAUGAACAUUAAAAAUCUGAUUCCAGUUGUUUUUUUUUGUAAUUGUCAUUUUGUUUCUCCCUUUUUCAAUUUAAUAAUUCAAUUCCACUGCUAAAAAUUUCUUGUCCCACUGUUUUUUGUACCCAGAUUAUUCUUGCAGCUACUGGAAAGGAAACAUUCCUCGACAGGGUUGGAUGUAUCUCAGCGUCAACCAUCUUUGCUUCUAUUCAUUUCUAAUGGGCAAGGAAGCUAAGCUCAUUCUCAGAUGGGCAGACAUCACUGUAAUUCUCAUUCAUUUAAGCUACUUUAAAUAUUAUACAUUCGUCCUGUUUUGCCGAAAUGAAUGUUAGUUGGUUAAAUUCCCUGUGUGAAAGUGCAUUAUUAAUCAUUCUUUCUUUUAAUAUUCUCCCAAAUGGAGAGAGUCAUUCUUUCUAUUUUUUAGGAUGAUCAUUUUGAUAGGAAUUUUUUUCAUGUACAUUUUUUAAAAAUUCAACCUUUUUUCUGUUAUGUACAAAAGGUCAAGUUUAUCACCUAAUUUAUUUUGUGAUGUGACUUAAGCUGUUCAUAAUUGAUAUAAACUAAUUAUAAAUUAAAUAUUAUAAUUAAUUUUUUCUUAAAUUCAGAAACUAGAGCGAGGGAACAACAUGUUUUUGCCAGAUAGUGUUAAAGUUAGCACCAGAGAUGGAUAUGUAAGUUAUGAGUUAUUUGCUGUGCCGGCGUUGUGCCCUUCCUUUUUUUCUUUCUUUCAUUUGACUAAUUAAAGUGAAGUUCAAUUUAAGUUCAUGCAAUUCUUUUUGAUUUAACUGAUGAAAGAAUUAGCCAAAGUAUCUAAAUUUGUAUUAUUUUUUUUUAAAUUGUGGCUUAACUACACUGUUUUAUUGACUUAAAUUGUUUCUACUUAGGCCUUUUGCAGUCCAACCCUCCUUAUAGUUAUAUCAGUCAAGUCUUCUAAUCCAAUCAACCUGUGCAUAUAUCCGCUUACCUUUGAAGUUGUUCUUGUUGCAUUUGAAUUGUCUUUAUUUUGUCUUUGACAGCACUACUUUUCCAUGCUCCUUCAUAGCAAUGAAACAUUUAACUUAAUGGAACAACUGGCAAACAUGGCCAUGAAACAGUAAGAUGAUUUUAUAUUACUUUUUUGUUUUAUUUAAGUGUAUAUAAUUAUAUGUACAGUGGACUCUCAAUAUUCGUCCAUGUCCAUUUUCAUAAAAAUUUAGUAUUUGUCCCGCACACCCUGUGAGUUAAUCAGUCCAAAUGCCUUUUUCUUUGUUGUUGAGAAAUGACACCCAAACAUUGCUGUAUAUAAUUAGCGUAUCAAUUCAUUUGAUGACGAUGUGUUUGGACGCUUUUGGAAAUUUUAAAGAACUGUACACGAAAAAAAAACAUUGGAUAAGUUCUUUGAAAAAAAACAAGUGCUGGUGAAUCGCCUGGAAAUGCUGGUGACCCAUCAUCAGUGGACAGAAUUGAUAUUACCUCAUGUCAUGAUGGAAAGUGUCUCCUCUAUCAAAUAGUGAUGUCAUGAUGGGAAGGGACACUCCCCUACCAAACAAUAUCAAAAUGUCUAUAAAAUCAUUUUUUUUUCACUGCCUCCUGUAGAACGAUGGACCAUGUGUUCAUGGCAAGCACACAGUUACCACUUAUGGUGAUGUUUGUUUGCUUCAGUAGCUUGGAAGGAGGGAGGGAAGGGAAGAAGGGGUUUCACAAACUUCUGGUUAAAAUGUUUAUUUAUGUAGGCCCACAGUAUAUUUAAGACAUCAUGAUGAGUGAAUCUCUGAUAUAACGAUAAAGCAUUAAUAACUAAUGGUAACUACGUAAUUAAAAUGCAUUUUUAUUAUUGAUUUUUUGAGUGCAAUGUUUUUAUAAAGAGUGGAUAGGCCAAAUUCAGGGCUGUGAAUGGAUUUUUUAUUUCUUUCUAUUUAAAAAAUCUGUUUUAUAUUUUUUUGUUUUUGUAUUUUCCCUUCCCCCCCCCCCCCCCAUAACUGAUUUAUGAUGAAUAUUGAGGAUCCAAUGUAUGUUUAUUUUAGAAGACAGAUCUUUCUGAAUCAGUAUCGACAUGUGAGAUUCUUUAAGUGACUCAGAGAUUAAUGCAUGUUUUGAGUAAUUCUGACUAACCAAACUGAUCAAGAUUUUAAAAGUUGUUUUUUUUGUGUUGUUUUUUUACUUUGUCAGACUAAUGCAAGAGCCAGGUUUUCAAGAGGACAAAUCUCUGGCAUCAAAAAUAAAGUCUACCAAGUGAGCAAUUUUAUGAGUGGAAAAUAGAACAAGAAAAUGUUUUGCUGGCAGGAUCUAUUUAAUUUUGCAAAUAGCAUAAACCUCCUUUACUUUAAUAUUUUUUCAUUUGCAUAUCUCUGAUAAAUAUUAGCCAGUGGCCCAUCGAAAAUCACAUAUCUUGAAAGACAAGCGUUGUAAGAGAAAGUCCAGUUUAAGUAUUUUAAAGUAAUAUAUUAUAUUUUUUUAUUUGAGUCUAGGAAUUUUAUAGGUGUACUUUCCUUCCACCUUCUAAUUUCAGAAAGAGGAAGAAAAUAUCUGUCCUCAAAAGAGAUCUUGAUGCCAAAGCAAGAAGUGAAAGAUUCAGGUCAGAUUUUGUUGUAGCAUUUAUUGUGCAUUUUUGCUUGUCAACAGUUUUCUCUUUAAAUGAUUUGUUGAGAAUUUUAUUGUCAGCAUCAAACUAGGAUGUGAAAGGCAGCACAGUGAGAUCAUAACACUGGCCAUUACACAUCAAUGUUCUUUCAGACUUGCCUUCAGACUUCCAGUCAUAGAGAAACUGGAUGGAGAUGAGGAGUGCACUUUGUGGACGCCGUUCAACAAGCAGCAUGUGUGGGGGAGGCUUUACCUAUCCAACAACUAUAUGUGCUUUGCUAGCAGAGUAAGUAGAGCACUGUAUGUUUAUAUGUGCUUUGCUAGCAGAGUAAGUUGAUAUCUGUAUGUAUAUAUGUGCUUUGCUAGCAGAGUAAGUUGAGCACUGUAUGCAUAUCUUUAUUAGCAGGGUAAGCACUAUAUUGUAAUUGUGCAUGUUAGUCAAGCACUAUAUCAGGGGUUUGGAACCUUUUUGUCUGAGAGAGCCAUGGACACCAAAUAUUUUGAAAAGUAAUUCUGUGAGAGCCAUACAUUAUAUUUAAAACUAAAAAUUCAAGUAAAUGUGUGCAUUUUGUGUCAUUUCAACUCUGAAUUCUUUUUAAUAACAUUGUUAUGCUGUUGCUAAUCAAUUAUGAGUCUUUCUUUUUUUAUAAUCGAACAUUUGUCUGUGAGCCAGAUGCAGCCAUCAAUAGAGCCACAUCUGGCUCGCGAGCCAUAGGUUCCCGACCCCUUCACUAUAUGAAUAACAACUAAUGCAUCUGUCCUUAUGCAAGUGGUUGCCAGUUUGGACAAAUGUUCUUGUUGCAUGAGGUUCUUGGGAAUAAUAAUUGUUUUUGCUAUAAAUCUAAUAAACUGAUAAGUUAGGGUAAUAGUCCAUUUCAUUGUUUCUUAACAGUUGUUUUUUCUUUUAUUUAUUUACAAAUUCAUGUGGUGGUAAAAUGCAUUUCACUAUAAUCUUAAUUGUAAAAAUAUGUUUGUGCACAAUCAGGUGAAGGACCUUGUGACACUCAUCAUUCCCAUGAGAGACAUUUCUGUGGCUGAGAAGGUGGACAACUCUGCCUCUGGUAACCUAAUCAACAAAGCUAUUUUUGUAACAACCAAAAACAAGGCAAGUAACAAAUAAAGAAAUAUUUAAAAAAAAACUAAAACCAUUUCUUAUGCCUGAAAUUUAAACCAAGUUAAUCAUUUAUUAAAGCUGAGAUGUAAAUAAACUCUUCUUAACUGAUGCGUGAUAUUGUGCCAAAGAAUCGUUUAUUUUUAGUGUAAAAAGACAAUCAGCUUCUGGUGUAAAGGUGCUUAUUAAAGUAUUUGUGAUGUUAACAGCGGUGGAUAAAGCUGAGUGUGGGGGCCAUUGAUUGGUCAAAAUAAUUAUGAAUGUUUAGAAGGGUUUGACUCGUUAAACAGUCAUUUUAGUUUCAACAUUUUGUACUUAUCCCCUUUACCCUCAUCUCCUGUCCCCAACAGUCUUUUUCCCUCCCUCUCUUUCCUAUACUUUCUGGUUGUUAGACCCAAAACACAUAAUUCCAAUUACUGUGGCAUUAACUGAAUUACUGUGAAAAUGAAACGCUCUCCAUCAUCAGACAAAUUUUACAUUCUCCGAGUUCCAAGAUCGCAAUCUCAUCCUUGAGAAGAUAUCAGACUUUCUGUCAAAGCAGCCCAUUGUGCCAAGGUAUUGUAAUGAAUAAAAUAUAUUUAUUUUCUUCUAAGCAUUAUAUGUUAAAUAUAUAGUGGAUGCCGUAAAUGAGUAAAAAAAUAAAAAGACCUCUGGUGAUCUUAAAUGUAUUUUAAAGUAUUAAAAAUAGUAAUGACUCCUUAUGAUGUACCCAAUCACUUGAUAGCAUUUUGGACUUAACUUAAAUACUAUGUUCAGAUAUGAUGUUCAGCUUUCAUGAACUUGAUAUGUUCAGAUAUGAUGUUCAGCUUUCAUGAACUUGAUAUGUUCAGAUAUGAUGUUCAGCUUUCAUGAACUUGAUAUGUUCAGACAUGAUGUUCAGCUUUCAUGAACUUGAUAUGUUCAGAUAUGAUGUUCAGCUUUCAUGUUACAAUGAUCUGACAGUGCACCUUUUUUUUUUUAUAAAACUAUAUUGUGUGUAGUUACACCCCUUGUCCUAUAUUAACCUAUUUAUUUCCCCCUCAUUUUGAUUCUAAAUUUGUUUCCAUCUUUAUCUAGGUCAGUGAGCGUGUCAGAGGACAAAAAUGGAGACACAGGUAACCUUGAACUUUUUCUCAGUGAUUUUUUUUUAAAUUUCUUUCAGUGACGGGCAUUGUUUCUUGACCCCAAUAAAUGAUUGAAUAUGUUUGAAUACCAUGUCACAUUAAUAAAGCUAUUACUUUUUUUAAAAACCAAAUUUAAACAAAAGGAAACCUUUAAAUGAAUAUUUAUAUUUUUUCUUCCAAAAAUAUAGCCAUUGUUUUUGCCAUGGUUGCUUUUGAAAUACAGAAAUUUUUCAAUUAUUUUAGUUUUUAAAAAAAGUCAAAGUCACUUUAUGGUUGAUAGAAAAUCACAGAGAAUCUUUGUUUUUACCCCCAAAACGGUAAAACAAUUAUUUAUUUAUGAAUAGCACAUGUACACAGUCUAGAUACUGGUUUUCUUGAGUGAUAUUUAGUUUAACUGUUACUUAAAGGCCUCCGAGUGAGGCUUCCAAAUAUUACCCAAACAGUGCACAGGUAAUAUUUUGAUAAGGCAGUGUUACUAGUACCAUGGAAUCCUGCUGUAACAAAAAUAAUGCACAACCAUCCACUUCAAGGUUCUGUCACCAAGUAAAUUGCGGGAAGGGCGUUCAUUAACUACUAACUCUCUCAAAACACAACACGCACAAUAAAACACAAUAACCGAUGUCCAACAAUUAUUUGUGAAUUCCCAUGCUGGGGCACUCACAUUUGCUACUAAUAAAAAUAUAGGAGAUAUCAGUCUAUAUAGUUUAUCCUAUAUGGCCCAAAGCACUUAAGAAUGGACUUUUCCCCUCUCUGACAUGAUAUACUCUGUUUGGCUACCGAUUGUGUUUUGCACCUUUUUGUGUGAUUUUGUCAUGCAGCAAAGAUAUUUAAAUGGUUAAAUUAUACAAGUUAUGAUUGCAUGGUUGGAUUAAGUUUAAUUGAGAUCUUUUAUUACAUUUGGAUGAUGGAUAUAUAAUUUCAAAACGUUUGUUGUCUUUUUUUUAGAUACUGAAUUAGAAUUUCAGCCAGCCUUGAUGAGCAUAUUUUCCAGUAAAGAGACAGAAGAGCUCUCACCAAGAGAUGAAGCCAAAGAGGCAGCAAAAGAGCAUAUGUGGGACCUGCACUUUGCUGAGUUCGGCAGGUCAGGCAACCAGCUCAUUCUAUCAGCAAAUAUCAUGGAUCAGAUUUUUAUAUUUAAAUCUGUUGUUUUGUUUUAACCUGCCAGAUUUGUUUAAUCUAGGAAGUUAAACCAAGCUAACAAUUUCAGGGGAUGUCACAAGUAAAAUCACCUAAGGAAAGGAACACACAGAUUUUUUUAAGUAGCUUCUCUUUAUAUAAAAAAAAAGAGAAAGCAACCACCCUCCAACUAAAAGUGAUUCUGUCAUUUAACAUAAUAUUUUAAUUCAGCAUCUAAAAAAUUCUCUUAGCAUCUAAAAAAUUAUCUUGAGAUCAAGUCUCUUAAUGUUUGAUUAAAUACCCCCCCACUUUUUUUUUCCCCACUGCCCUCUGCUCCAAAAAGUAUUUUUUUAAAUAUUUUUUUUUUAAAUUUUCUUUUACCAACUCUACAUUUCCAAUUGUGUUUUGCCUUCAGUCUAACAAAGGCGAGUAUUUUAUAUUCCUAACAGAGGUAUGUGCAUGUACCGCACUCAUGACACACAUCAGCUUGUCCUGAAAGGAAUCCCAGACCGCUACAGAGGAGAAAUGUGGAUGGUCUUCUCUGGGGCUGUGAAUGAGGUGAAAACAUAAAGUACCGUAAUUUGUUUUCAUAACCAUAAAACCAAUCAGUGUCAUUACACAUAUGAAUGUCUCUGAAAUCCUUAUACAUCCAGUCAGCAAUAUUAUUACACAUGUUUGAUAUAACCAUAGUCCAUACCUCCAGUCAGGGUUACUAUGACCCUUUUGUAUGAGAUCCUAACCAUAAGUCCAGUCACUGACAUUAUUUUCUCCACUGCACUGUUCAAUAUAUACAUUUUAACAUUCAACAAAGAUCUUUGUCAUGUAUGAUUUAUCAUCAUUUAAUUUUUUUCUUUCUUCUGUAUGUCAAAUAAUAACUAUGUUUGUUAUAUCAUUUGAGAAUAUUGUUUUUAUUUUAUUGUUAAUAUUAGAUUUGAUUAUUUAAAGUAACAUUGGCUAGGCUCUUUUUAUAAUGAAAAAAAAAAAAUGAAUUUAUCAAUGUAUUUUACCCCUGAUUACAAUGACGAUAAAGUUUUUUUAUUUUUUUAUCUUGCCUGAAAAGAUGGCCACUCAUUCAAAUUACUAUGCAGAGAUAGUGAAACAAAGUAUGGGUCGUUCUUCUAUUGCUACAGAAGAAAUUGAGAGAGAUUUACACAGGUAACAAUUUCAACUUUUGGACACUCUCUUAACAGUGUUUUGAUUUCUUUUCAUUCAGUUAGUUUUCGGUUAAAAUAAUUGCACUUCCCGUAAAGGGUGGAAAAUUAUGAACUGUUCAUUUCUUUAACCACAGAAACAUUGUAUACAGAAUUUACAAUCUUAAUGCUGGUCAUUUUCUUUAUUUGUAUAUUUGUUCCUGUUGUUUGGCCAAAGGACCCGUAAAAUACUUUAUUUGAAUUACUUACAAACCUGGAUUUGGAGGUGGGUUUUUUUUUUUGCCCAAGCUCCACUUCAGCUCCGAGCUGAACACAUUUUUGUUUGUGGGACGGUAGAAUAGGGCGGUGCCAAGUGUUUUAAGAGAUGUUUUUAUUAUUUUGACUAACCCAUCUUAUUUAGAAACGCAUGUACCAGCAACAUAACUGUAGAAGAGUGGGACAUCAAUUUUAAUAAUUAAUUUCAAAAAUUAGAAAUUAUACAUUUUAAAAAAAAAUUAUUUAUUUAUUUAUUUUAAAAAUGUAGAGCGUGUAGCAGUACAAAAUUUUACCACCUCCAGCUCAGGUAAAAGGCCCUGCUCCAAAUAAUGAAGUCAAUUAUAUUUCCUGUGCUACUCAAAAGAGCACUAUGUUUGUGUUUGUUACCAUCAUCAUGCCCUAAAGCAUUUCACCAAUUGAGUUCGUUCAUACAGGCUGUGAGUGAAGCCAAAUAUAUUUCAAAGUCUGCAUGCCUCACAGUUUAUCUGAAUAAUCACAUUGUUUAAAUGAUCGUUUCAGGUCUCUACCAGAGCACCCAGCAUUCCAAACUGACCGAGGUAUUGGUGCACUUAGGCGAGUUCUUACAGCUUAUGCCUGGAGAAACCCGAACAUAGGUUUGUCAUAAUUGUGUAGUAUUGUUAUUUUAACAAUUUAGGUAAAAUGGUAGUUGAAUUGUUACUUUUAAUAGUUGUGCACAAAAAUUCAUGAAGACAAUAACACUAAUGACAUGCCAUGUAAUUAAAACAAGAAAACAAGUGACAUGCAAUUUAAUUAACACAAGAAACAAAGUGACACGCAAUUUAAUUAACACAAGAAACAAAAUGACACGCAAUUUAAUUAACACAAGAAACAAAAUGACUCGCAAUUUAAUUAACACAAGAAACAAAGUGACACACAAUUUAAUUAACACAUUCUCUAACUUUUUUUUUUAUCAGGUUACUGCCAGGCCAUGAAUAUAGUGACCAGUGUUCUGUUGCUGUAUGUCAGUGAGGAGGAGGCAUUCUGGCUGCUGACAGCUAUCUGUGAACGUCUGCUACCAGACUACUACAAUACAAAAGUUGUAGGAGCACUCAUUGACCAAGGUGGGCACAUGUAUUUGACUGACUGUUUCAAAUGUAUAGACUAGACCUAUUAUGCAGUAGUUUUCUUCUUCAUUUAAAAUUAGACCAAUUGUUUUAGUUGCCAAGAUUGAGUGCACAAGUUUAGUGCCUUUGGCACAUGAAUCUUAGACUUUAAAGUACAACAUCUAUCUUUUACAGGAGUAUUUGAAGACCUGAUCUCAGAAUAUCUUCCAUCUCUUCACCUUAAAUUAGAAACCCUUGGACUUCUCAGUAUGAUUUCUCUAGCAUGGUUUCUAACCAUAUUUUUAAGGUACAAUAGUAAAUCAUUAAGCUGGUUAUGUGUAUAAUAAAAUAGACUUCAAGGGCUAUUGAAAAAUUAGAAAUUUAACUUAUCUCUCUAAUGAAUCUUUUAUUUAAUAGUUUCAAUCAUCGAUAAAAAAUCGUUUGUUUUGCCAGCAAUGAGGGUAUUUUGUUAAACAAUUGACUUUAUAUAUUUUACAUAGUACUUAAGGAGAUAUAACAUUGAUGGUAAUCCUUUGUAUUGACCAUAGUGUAAUGCCAUUCAACUGUGCUGUUAACAUCCUGGAUUGCUUCUUCUAUGAUGGAGCCAGGGUAAGGCUUGUCUAGUCUUUAAAAAAUUGACCAAUUAAAAAUACUAAGCAAAUGACUAACACCAGAAUUUCUAUUAGCAAACAUGUUUUUGGAGCUUAUGAAAUUUAUUUUAUUAAUUUAUAUUUUUAAAAUGUAUUGUUUUGCUUCUAGGAUAUAGUUAAUAGCAUAUCAAAUUCCUAGUUUUGAAAAAAACAACUUAGCUACAAGAGGUCUGCUUAUUCCUGUUGGUUCCACAGGUAAUCUUCCAGGUGGCCAUGACCAUUCUGGACACCAAGAGGGAUGAGCUGCUGGAGUCACGGGAGGAUGGCGAGGCCAUGGCCGUCCUGUGUCAGUUCCUUGACAACAUUGUCAACAGCAACUCCACCACACCAAACAUAAUGCACACCUCUAAUGCAGCAGCUGUUGCUGCUCAGAAUAAGGAGGUAAAGUUAGUGCUUGAAUCAGAACUUUGGCUGGAAAUUGUUUUAUACUUUGGUAAACUGUCCUGCAUAGUCUGUUAUGUAAUGGCUAGUUAUAAACUGUCCCACAUAGUCUGUCAUGAAAAGGCUAAGCCUAAGCCUAUCUGAAAUCCUUAACAUCAUAAGCGCACAUCUUCAUCAUUGGUUGAAUAAAAACUGUUUCACUAGCAUCAAGAUGUCUUUAAAAGUUUUAUGUUCUUCCAGAGUCAGGUUGAUGUGGCUGACAUCAUUCAGCAGAGCUACCAAAAGUUUUGGUCCAUCUCCAACCAAGACAUCAACAAGCUCAGACUUAAGCACAGACUCAAAGUUGUUCAAGUAAGUUUAGCUUCACUUUUGACUGUUUUAAAAUAUCUUAUCUUUUAUAAACCUUUAUUAACUGCACCUCGACGGAGAAUCAUUCCAUUUUUCAAUCAUCUGGAGCUUGCUCAUUCCUUUUGUAAAAUUUAUACCUUUCUAGGUAUGUAUUUUUGUAUCAUUGAAUUAUAUAAAGUUUUGACAAGAAUGUUAUUAUAUUGUAUCAGACCACUGAAUUAUAAAAAGUUUUGACAAGAAAGUUAUUAUAUUGUAUCAGACCAAUGAAUUAUAAAAAGUUUUGACAAGAAAGUUAUUAUAUUGUGUCAGACCACUGAAUUAUAAAAGUUUUGACAAGAAUGUUAUUAUAUUGUAUCAGACCACUGAAUUAUAAAAAGUUUUGACAAGAAAGUUAUUAUAUUGUAUCAGACCAAUGAAUUAUAAAAAGUUUUGACAAGAAAGUUAUUAUAUUGUAUCAGACCAAUGAAUUAUAAAAAGUUUUGACAAGAAAGUUAUUAUAUUGUAUCAGACCAAUGAAUUAUAAAAAGUUUUGACAAGAAAGUUAUUAUAUUGUAUCAGACCAAUGAAUUAUAAAAAGUUUUGACAAGAAAGUUAUUAUAUUGUAUCAGACCAAUGAAUUAUAAAAAGUUUUGACAAGAAAGUUAUUAUAUUGUAUCAGACCAAUGAAUUAUAAAAAGUUUUGACAAGAAAGUUAUUAUAUUGUAUCAGACCAAUGAAUUAUAAAAAGUUUUGACAAGAAAGUUAUUAUAUUGUAUCANCCCCCCCCCCCCCUUUUUUUUUUCUUCCUUAUUUAUGUAUUUGAUAAGUGCGAUAUGAUGACAGUUAUGGUUUUCAGAACUAAGGAAUAGGUGAAUGGGGUAUGCAGGUCAAAGAUCAAUUUAACUAAGGUCAAUAUUUGAUAAAACGUUAAUUCUGAUUAAGUUCCACAAGAACGGCCAAUUCCCACUUCAGAAUGAAUUAAAUAUUUUGCUAAGCCUCUAACUUAAAUAUUGAAAUUCAUUAUUACUACUUUUUUUUUUUAUAAAGACAAUCGGCCAGAUUUUAUUUUAAGAAAUUAAUCAAACGAACAAAAUCAAAAAAAUUGUUUUUUAUUUAUAUUUACAACCUAUCAAAAAAUCAGCCCAUAUCGUAUAGAUUAAAAAAAACAACAUAUAUCCACAUUGACAGCUGUUUUCAUUUAAAAUUUGCAAUCUAUCCAUUUCUGAAUGUACUAAGCAUGUGGUAGCUGCAAAAGGGGAGAUUAUACAUGAAUUUUUCCUGUUUGUUAUGUUUUAUGAUGCGCCAUAUGAAUAUAAAGAGUUAGUCAAAUAUUUACGACAACAUCAAAAGUUAUAUACCAUCCAUUUCCAGGAAGAAUAUCUGACGUCUUGCUACUGGCGGACACACCAACAUGUUGACACCCCAGACAAGUUCGACCCAAACAGACCUUACUAUGACCAGUACAAGGUGGAUUUUGAUCAGUUCAAGACACUCUUUCUGUCUCUCUCCCCUUGGGCCACUGGACAGUAUGCUUCUACUCUGGCCUUGAGGACAUUCAGGGUAAGAUAAGACUGAUCAAUAUUUGAGGACAUUCAAGGUAAUAUAACAAUGAUCAAUAUUUGAGAACAUUCAAGGUAAUAUAACAAUGAUCAAUAUUUGAGAACAUUCAAGGUAAUAUAACAAUGAUCAAUAUUUGAGAACAUUCAAGGUAAUAUAACAAUGAUCAAUAUUUGAGGACAUGGGGGGUAAGAAAACUCUGGAUCAUCAGAAUGUACAAUUUUUAAACUAGUUAUAGGAAAUCGUGUGUUGUAAAAUGUUUUCAACUUUAUUAGAAUAAGUCAUAUUUAAUUAAAAAACUGAAGGGGCAUUCACUUCAUGGGGGCACUUUUGGAGUUUAUUACCAACAUUAUAUAAUAGAUGUGCGUGUUUGCAUGUUAGGGGGAGCAAUUUUGGGAGUUAGCCAAGGGCAGCAUUUAUUUAAGGUACCAGUAAUGAGCUGGACUCAUCAACUUGAUUUCAAGCCCCAGAAUCUGUGGAGACCAUUAUUUUAACAAUUGCCUAUUAUCUCAAUAAUGAGUCUUUAUAUUAUGACAUUUUAAAACGGUAUAAAUUGUGUAAGAUCUCUCAUAAGUACAUCAAUGGAUUCUCUCAUAAACACAUUAAUGGAUUCUCACAUAAACACAUCAAUGGAUUCUCACAUAAACACAUUAAUGGAAUCUCUCAUAAACACAUUCAUGGAUUCUCACAUAAACACAUUAAUGGAUUCUCUCAUAAAUACAUUAAUGGAUUCUCACAUAAACACAUCAAUGGAUUCUCACAUAAACACAUUAAUGGAAUCUCUCAUAAACACAUUCAUGGAUUCUCACAUAAACACAUUAAUGGAUUCUCUCAUAAACACAUUCAUGGAUUCUAUCAGCAUUGUAGUUCUCCCUUCUCAAUAAAUAAAUUUAAUUUUCUUCAUCAUACUUCAUGGAACAAGCACACUUUGAUCUAUUUAAAAACCUUUAACAUGAUUGAGGACCAAUAAAUGUCUCAACAGCUUCUGGAUGAGAACAAAGACAAUUUAAUCAACUUCAAGGAGUUUGUCAGUGCCCUGGGCACCAUGUGCAAGUCCGACAUCACCCAGAGGAUCAAGCUCUUGUACCUGCUUCACCUGCCCCCUGCCCUGCUUCCCACAGAUGUCUUGGAUGACUCGCCUGGAUCUCCAAAAUCUGGUGAGCUCCAAUUUUUGUAAUGUAUUCCAUUACAGGUUAAAAAAAAAAGUUAAUGAUAAAUAAAGGAAAUAAACAAGAAAAUAUAGCGUAGAACUUAGUGAUUGUAAAAUUAUCAUGACAGGUCCAAUGUUCAUGACAGGUCCAAUGAUCAUGACAAGGUCCAAUGUUCAUGACAGGUCCAAUGUUCAUGACAGGUCCAAUGUUCAUGAAAAGUUCAAUGUUCAUGACAGGUCCAAUGUUCAUGACAGGUCCAAUGUUCAUGACAGGUCCAAUGUUCAUGACAGGUCCAAUGUUCAUGACAGGUCCAAUGUUCAUGACAGGUCCAAUGUUCAUGACAGGUCCAAUGUAAAUCUCUUUCCAGAAUCAGUUGAAGCUGCUGUGGAUGCUGCAGAUUUUUUUGAUGAUAAUGAGAGCACACCCGAUACACCUGCUGAUGAUGGUGAGACAAUUUAGUGUAUUAGAAGAGGGGGGGGGGGCACACAUAGAACAUUGUUAUUCUAGGGCAGCGGUUCUCAACCUGUGGGUCGUGACCCCUUUGGGGGUCUCACGACCCUUUCACAAGGGUCGCCUAAGACCAUCCGAAAACCCAUAUACUCCACAGUUAUUAAGUAUUAUUUUCGUUGGGGGUCGCCACAACAUUAGGAAAUGUAUUAAAGGGUCACUGCAUUAGAAAGGUUGAGAACCACUGUUCUAGGGGGAAUGAUUGUGUUAUCUGUUCAUUCUAUCUGGACAUACUUCUGAUAGUCCCAUAAAAACUCCCAUUAUGAUUCUAGCUUUAGAGACAAUUCUUUGAGAGUGCAAGUACAAGUGCAUUUUUUAAUCUUUUUAUUUUUUGCCCUUUUCAGUUCCACGUUGUAUUGUGCACUUAUUUUGUGAACAGUUUUUUUUUAAAGAUAAAAACCCUCAAACCCAGAAGCUUUCAUUUAAAAUGUUCAUAACUUAGACUCUUCAAAUAUUGUACAGUUUUUUCUAUUUUUACUCUGUGAAUUGAAGCAUAUAAUAAAAGAAACUGCUACUUUUUUCUAUAUAUUUUCAGAUUUAGAACUUCCGCAGCUGCCCUACAAUCCAUCCAGCAAAGCAAUGAUUGCACCUCGUCCAGUAGAAGUGAAGCCGGAUAGCUCAAGUGUUGACCCCAGGACCCCAUUAGUAGAGAUGGUACCACUGGAGACCCCGCUGGAUGAUGAGGAUGAUGAAGAGGACAGCUUGUCAGAGGCAGACAAAAGUGACGGCAACUCAAGCGGUACUGAUAAAACUUCUGGGGAGAUAAGCCAGAGUGCAGGGGAAGUAAUUCCGCCAACACUUGAUACGCCUAAAGUAAAGCGCCCAGAUAACCUUGUAACGUCCAAAGGUGAUUUGUGGAACUUCUAACUUGACAUUUUUUAUUGUAUGGAUUAGUUUCCAUCAUAUCAGUUGAAUUCAUUUUGUAAAAAAAGAUUGAAUUGAAAUGUUGUUUUAACUCAUUCCCGGCGGUUGCCACUAAAUGCGUCCUUUGGUGGUCCAAAUGUGUCCCGGCGCAUAGCGACACACCUCUCUGAUUUCUAUUUAAAAAUAGCAAUAAAAUCUCCAAUCCCUCAAUUCAGCAUGAUUUCCAUUUAAAAACCGGAAGUUUUUAUGUUCUUUCACUUUCAAUCUAUAUGUGUUUUAGUACCGCACUUCUAUAUCUACCAUGUGUUCGUCCUAGGUGCCAAAAAUCAAUAUUUUGGUCUUUUUUUUUUCAAUAUUUUUUCGCUAUCAAUGUUACAUUUUUUAUUAAACCUUAUUCAUUUUUGGAUGCAUUUGUCCUUAAUUAAUUAACAUCAAUUAAUUUUUAGCAGCUUUAAAAAAUAUUUUGAAAAUGUAAAUCAAUUGCAAAAUGGAGUUACUUCCCUUUCCCAGGCAUAUAAAUUAAGAACGGAAGUAGCACUGCCUCAAGGAAUGAGUUAACUUGAAUUUUUUUGGUUCAGAUUUAUCAUUAGAAUAUUUAUAGUAAUCUUUGAUUUAAAUCUAUGUCUUGCAGAGCCUCCCAAGAAGAUCCACUUGCCUACAAAGGUUAUUCCCAAGCUUGCAAGAAGUGCACAAAAGGAAGAAUUUGCAAAUCUCUCUAGGAUGGGCCAGGUAAGACAUCUUGGGGAAGUACAAUGUGCCAGGUAAAAAAUUUUGGAAGGAAUAGGAUGGGCCAGGUAAGACGUUCUUGGAGAUAAUCUUUAAUACAGAAAAAAACAAUUAUAAUAAAUUUUUUAUUUGCUCAAAAUACGGAUAAAUGUCAAAAAGGACAUUAACUUGUAUGUCAAAUAGAAACUGCUAAUCAAGCUUUAUGUUAUUUUGUCUGUGUAUUCCAGAUCCAGUUCAUCCAACUGCUGCGUACUCUGUACGACAUGUUUACAGACUCGCCAGAAGAACAGCAGCUGUACCACAGCAUUGCCACAGUGGGUACUUUACUCCUGCAGAUCGGAGAAGUUGGGAAAAGAUUCCGUGUGUCCAGCUCCUCGUCAGGCUUGUCAGAAUCUGAUGGGCCCAGCCCAGUCAUGGAAAGGAAGCUAGCCCCCCCCCCUGCUGGUGGCAAAGACCAAGACAUCAAGACGUCAGAAACAAAGAUUUCGGGUGGACGGCUCCUGGAAAAUGGGAAGAAUGAAAAUGCCGUAGAAGCAGGAGCUCAAGGCGAUUUCCCAUCUUCAGUUAGAAAAGAUAAUGAAAGUGGAGAUGCCAUGAUUAUAUCUAAAGAUAUCAGUAGUUCAGCUGAGGGGGCAACAGCUUCUGAUCCCUCACAGUUGUUGAAGCCUGCCGGCCCGAGUUCUCCCAAAAAUACCAGUAAGCCCGACCUGGACUGGUCGAUUUCUUUUGAACAAUUCCUUGCCUCCCUGCUGACAGAACCAUCUAUUGUUGAUUAUUUUGAAAGAAUCUAUGACACAACAGAUGCUGUUGCGGCCCUUAGAAACCGACGCCUGACAACACGCAUAGCAACCUCGUCAGAAAAAUCAUGAAAAUGACAAAUGAUACUUUUUUGUAAUAAAAUUUAUGGAUACUUUUUUAACCAGUUGGUAUCUAAUGAGCCAUUUUGAACCAAUGGUUUUCCUACAUUGUAAAAUAUAUGGAUUCUCAUUAUUUAAAUUCUUUAAUGUCUUGCUCCCUCAAUGCUUCAAGGCUAAGCUUCUGAAAUCAUUCUUUUAUAUCAAACUGGAGGAUCCAGAAAUAUUUGCUUGUUUUGCAAUUAUCUUUAAAAACUUAAAACCCAGCUGUGCUUUAAGUAUAAUUUUUCUUAAGCUCUAUUGAAGGAGAUCUAAUGGGAUGAUUUUUUAAAAUUAGGUAACAAUUUCAAGCAGUGGUUCCCAAAAAUAACAAAAUGUACAUACAAUUUUAUUUCUAUCGAUGUGUAAAAAAAGAAAUGGUGGGGGCUGUGUACAGGUUAAUUCCAAGAUUUUAACAAAAUUUUCAGUGAUCAACAGCUCAUCCAUCCUACUAAUUAUGAUUAGUUGAAUUGUUACAAUUACAUUUUAAUUUGUCCCGGUAAUCUUAAAUACCAGUUGGUAUUCUUUUUUAACUAUCCCUUUAAUUAAAAAAAAAAUAUUCACUACAUCGUGCUUGUACUUGUGAGAAACCGACCUAGCUCGCCUUGGGAAAACUUGAAUUUAGCAAGGGCACUGAGAAUGAAAAAAGUUUGGGAACCACUGCUUUAGUAUCUUUCCCAUUGAAUUUGAAGAAAUUAAUGUAAAUGAUCUGUGUUUGUAUAAGACAAAAUUGGUCUUGUGGAAUUGAACUGUUUGCCUACAAGUGUUGGCAUGCAACACACGAGACAUUAGACUUCUGAUACUUGGGGCAUUAGAAAAUAUGGAGGCAUUAUUUAUUAUUAUAGUUAUAGCAAUAUACUCAUGUUUCUGUUGUUAAAAUGUCUAAGGAACACUAUGGCUUCAACAAAUAUUUUUAUAAUAAAAGGUCAGUUGAAUAAAUGUUCAAUAAGCUGACCUGGUUGAAACCAUCUCUAAUGCAUUACAUCAUAUUUACACCAUUGCCAAUGCUCAGUGACCAAACAAUCAAAGUGCUGUAGCAAUAAUUAGAAUUAGUAAAAUGAUGCUUCAUUUCAUAAAACCUGUCAACAUGCUGGAACACCACUCUCUUUAGCAUUCUAAUGUCUCUAAUCUAUGGUACACUUUUUUUGGAAAGUUUAGAGUAGUUGAAAUUGAUUUUCUUGACUUUAUUGUAAGCUUUAGGUAUGGCUUGAGCCAUUGAAUCAUAUUUAAGCAGUGUAAUUUUAUAGCAAUGUAUUGUCUUUAUGUGGUCUUUCAUUACUGCUAUCUUCACUUGCAAUUAAUUUUUUCAAACAUUGUACAAGUAAAAAUAUACAUAUUUUUAUGUUUUAAUUGAAAUUUAUCAAAGUCAAAGUGUGGAAUUCAUGUAGAAUAUUAAAUUUCUUUCACUAUUAAGUUUUAAAAAAUAUUUUUCUCCCUCUGGCAGAUUAUGAAAUUGAAAUUUCACAAUUUAGUUUUAAAUUGGUCCUAGUCCUAUUGAAGAUGAAACUGUUAAGUUUAACAUCGAAAAUUAUGAAACUAUUGAUAAGGCAAUAAGUUUUGUCAGUAAUGAGAUCCCCUCAGCUGGAGAUGGAAAAACAUGAGUGCCUGAGUCCUGGAGUUCAUAUAAAUGUCUUGACUGAAUCGGAAACAAAACUCGUAGUCCCGAACAGUGGCAGCUUGUGAGCAGUGCAUUUGUUUACUCUCCCUUUAUGAUUUACUUGGUGGUUGUGAUUGGCUAGAAGAUAACGGUUUUACAAAAUAAAGCCAUUUAUAUCAUUUUCAAUUAACUGGUUUUAAAUGCACAGUUGAAAAUUAACAAUGAACACUUCUGAACACCAUUUUUUGAUGUCAACUCAAGAUAAAUUUCAGCGAUUUACUUUGUUUUGAUAUUAUGUUCAGUUUCUGGAACUAAAUUUAAUCAAAAUGUUUCUUAAAUUUUGUUUUUUUAUCAAAUCUUCAUUAACUGAAAAUAUUAAAACCAUUGCUAUUAUUUUGUUGGUUAUCUUUGGAUGUUUUUCUUGCAAAUUUUAUGACAAUUUUGAAAGUCUCAAAAAUCUGUGUGCCAUCAAAUCACUUGGUUGGUCCAAACCUGAUCUGGCCUGUGAAAGGAUGAUGUCUAAAAAUGGUUGACUGGCAUGACUCACCAGUUCUAUCUAAACCACUUGAAGCCCUGACCACUAAUGGUCCAUCAAAAGUCAUUUUACAAAAUUAUGUAAAUAUCUGUACAGAAGGAAUUAAGAUAUUAUCUAAACAAUAUUUUAGAGGAUAUUGAUAAUUUCCAUUCACACCCAUCAUGUAAAGUCAUUAUCUUUUUUAUCAAAUAUUACAGGAAUGUCUUUUUGUCAUUUUCAAAUAUCUUUCUGAGAAAACGUGAGGUAAAUAUAUUUCUUUAUCAACUGUGGGGUUUUCGUGGAGUUUUUUUUGUUGAUCUAUUAAAAGUGGUGUUUUUAUAACUAUAAAUUUAUUCAUUUAUAAAACAUAAAUUUUCUUGUAUAAAUUCUGUGGCACCUAAGCAUAUUUCAAAAGGAAAAAAAAAAACAGAAAUAGAGAAAAUGCAAUACAGUUUUAUGACACACCAGAGCAGAGCUGUAAAGUUAAUGAUACAAUGAAUGAUUCUGUAUUGAGUCCAAGCUUUAAGGGUUGGUUGAAAACUGUUAAUAUUGUUAAUUAAUGUUUAAUUUCAGAUCAGGUUAAAGAAAUAAGCCACAGAAUUGAAAUGGCCAGAUUGGCUAUCCAUACAUUUCAAGUAAUCUAUUUUUCAUUGUCCGGCCAUUGAAUUACAUUUUACAAUCAUAUUUUGUUUUGAUCUGAUACCAACUGUUCAGUUGGAAUUUUAGUUACCAAUGGCUUUGUACUGAUAGUAAAUUUUAAAAUGUUUAGAGAAAAUUAGGUGAUGCCAUUUUUCAAAAAUAUGUUUGGAUGACCAACACUUAAUUGCAUUUUUGAGUCAUGUUAUUACAGACUAAUUAUUUAAAACAAAAAGUUUUUUCUUUUAAAUUUCAACUCCCCAAAUCUUAAAUUAAUUUUCACAUUUGCUCUAACUCUAGUAAUUUAAUUUGAGUCUUUUUUCAGGUCUUUUUUGUCUUUUUUUAAACUAAUACAACUAUUCCUGUAUAUAUGUAAGCAGGUGUCAUUUCUGGGAAGGUUUGUUUUCUAGUCUCUG
Molecule: messenger RNA, 25157 nt
Organism: Lymnaea stagnalis (great pond snail)
Lineage: Eukaryota; Metazoa; Mollusca; Gastropoda; Lymnaeidae
Source: the annotation of a GenBank genome assembly